Molecule: messenger RNA, 1316 nt
Organism: Topomyia yanbarensis
Lineage: Eukaryota; Metazoa; Arthropoda; Insecta; Diptera; Culicidae
Product: growth arrest and DNA damage-inducible protein GADD45 alpha-like
Exons: 2
Coding region: 252-710 (152 amino acids)
Biological process (GO): regulation of cell cycle
Cellular component (GO): cytoplasm; nucleus
Source: RefSeq, a predicted model, not a curated record
AACCGUAGACAAGUGAACAAGUAAAAGCGCGCGCCAAGCCACUACCUUCUGGAGGUGUGUAAAUAUAAUUUCACAACGUCGCUCAAUAGUUUGGAGUGCCAGUUAUAGAACAGAUAACAGUUUUAUCAAAGUGAAAACAGAAUCAAGUGCAAAGCAAAUAAUCCACGGCCAGUAGUUGGGUGUGAAAAGAAACCUUUUAAAGGUUGAACCUGGAUCCAUACAACAGCAAUUGCAGCUACGAAAAAUUGAAAAUGGUGGUCGCUAGUAAACCUACACCAAUCAUGUCCAAGGUCGGAUUCAAAACAGUGGGAAUCGGCGCCAAUGUCCGCUCGACGUUGGUGGCCGCUUCCGCCGACAAUCGAGUCGUGGUCGGAAUGACCAGCUCUAUCCGUAGUCUCAUGGAGGAACCAAAUAAGUUCGUGUUCUGCUUCAUGGUUGCACCGAAGCUGAACGACAGUGGUGCUCACAUGCAGGAGGUUUUGCUGGAGGCAUUCUGUUUCGAGAAUGACAUUUACAUAAUAAAGGUUGACAGUGCGGAAAAACUCAGUCGGUUACUCGGAUCGUCCUGUCUGGAGUCCUGUGCGUUAAUCAAGAAAUGCUGCUCCGGCGGUGAGGAAUGCUUCUCUCGCAGUGAAAACAUCCUGAUUGACUAUUGCGAAUUCUACUGGGAUGUGCCGUCGAAACCGGUUAUCAAACUACCGGAAAAAUGAACACAGAUGUAAUUUAUUUGAACAGUGGCACGCUCAUGAUUGAGCGAAGAACAAAGAGUAAAUAAGAUAUCGUGUACCAUACGAGUUCGGAAAACAAUGGACAUUAUUAGUUGGUAACGAGCCGAUUGCGUGAUGGACUAUAGUGACGGAAGUGCUCGGCAAAAUAGUGCAAAGAUUAUGCCGGGCUACCGAUGUUCAGUGAAUGACAGUGUUUUACCGCGGAGAAUCGACCAUAUUUAGGCACUCGAAGUGCAAAGUAAUUAAGAUAUCGAUAAUAUGCUAUUAUCUUUAGUGUAAUGAUUCUGAAGGUUUUGAUACACUGUCAGUUUAUUCACUGGUCAACUGAGCUAAUUAGUCCUCAACACUACGUUUAAACAUCUUAUACGGUUUUACGUAUGAGUUUUAAUCCUUUAAGCCGUGUUAGGAGUUUCAAAUAGGAAGUGUUCAUACAAAUGAGCCAUUUGUAUCUCUAAACCGGCCUUCAUAUUGAUCAAAUGGUGGAAACGGAAUAGGGUCAUAUAUUUUGUGUACAAAUCUAAUUACCUUAGCGACAAUUGUGACGGGUUAUCCCUCGGUUGAUGAAAUAAAGAAGAACUUUAUGUAACA